This is a messenger RNA of Mytilus californianus (California mussel), 1037 nucleotides long. Its product is annotated as serine protease inhibitor dipetalogastin-like. The transcript is spliced from 9 exons. The record is from RefSeq and is a predicted model, not a curated record. The coding region runs from base 368 to 967 and encodes 199 amino acids. Gene Ontology annotation, molecular function: protein binding. Lineage: Eukaryota; Metazoa; Mollusca; Bivalvia; Mytilida; Mytilidae.
AACGGUCUAUGAACUUAAGUACUAUCAAUAACCAAUGAUAUUAUAAGAACAAAAGAAGAAAGAGUCAAAGAUUAAAAAAGGAUUUGCCUAGAAUGUUUCGGACCAAGUCUCUUAUAAUAUCGACUUUGUUGUUUUCAUUUUUCACUUGACACAGGACCAGUCGAACCUUUAAACUAAAGACUGAGCAACACGAAAUCCACUAAAAGUUGACUAGAUUACAGGUGCUCCAUAAGGAUUAGCAGAUUCUGCUCUACAUGCAGCACCCGUCUUGUUGGUCACGGAGUCGCUAUACAAUUCAGACGAUAAUGUCCUGGUACAUACGUCAAGCUUGUGGGUUUAUCAGAAAUAACAGACCAGAACUGAUUUAAUGAUAAUGAUGAAUAUCCUGUGUGCGUUCAUUUUACUUAUGUGUUCAUGUUUUGUAAAUAUAUCAGCUCAACUUCGUUGGCCACCUUCAGUACCAACAUGUCCAUCAUCUGUGAACUUUGUAUGCGGUGCAGAUGGCAACUCAUACCGUAAUGCCUGCUUUGCUAGAAGAGCAAACACAAGAAUAGAGUGUAAUAAGAAAUGCCCCUGUAAAUAUUCAUGUACAUCAGUAUGCUCAAAUAUUUACCAACCAGUAUGCGAUAGGGAUGGAAAAACAUUCUUUAACGAAUGCUAUGCAAGAUGUGCAUUUGCUAUAGUAAAGUGUCAAAGUCGAUGUCCUUGCGAUACAUCUUGCAUAUCCUUCUGUAAAGACACUUAUAAACCAAUUUGUGGAAGCGACGGAACGACCUACAACAACGAAUGUUUGGCUAGAUGUGCAGGUGUGACCAUAAAAUGUGAAAAACCCUGCCCAUGUGAAUUGUGCAAAUGCCCUGAGCUACCAUUUCCAGUGUGUGGUGCUGAUAAUAUACAAUAUAAAAAUAUGUGCUUUGCUAAAUGCGCAAAUGUGGAUGUGUCUUGUAUUCCCAGUUGUCCAUGUUGAUGAUGGUAGGGACAGGAUGAAAUUAUAUAAUGAAUUGAUUUUUACACUCUAUUGGUAUUAUGGUUAAUAA